CAUUCCCAAUUAAUGGACAAUAUAUUUCAAAACAAAUUCUGCGUAAAUAGUAACAAUGCAUAUAUUAAGAACUCCUCGGAUAUAUUUUCAAAAGUGCAUGAAAUACAAAAUGCACAGCUGGUGGAUCGUUGUCUUAGAUCAAUGAAUCUAUAAGAAAUCAAGAAAAAAAAAUCUUGUGACUAGUUUAUUAUUAUCGUAUAAUAAUUGAUUAUAACUAAUUUGUAAUGAAAUCCAUAAUUAAAAAAAAAAAAGUUUCUUCCAGGCCUGAUGAUUGUCCAAUAGGCAGGGGUAUUUUAUCUGGAUUACAAUGCCCAGGCUUGGGCCUAGUCCCAACUCUUUAAAAUUCGUGGCAUGACGUCAUCCGAAAGCCGGUUCUGUUAAAAAUAAGGAACAGACAUGCCAAGUAACGUAUCCGCUUAUCCAUUACACUCGUAACCUUUAUAAUCCCCUCGCCUACGCAAGCGCCUCCAUGCGGCGUUUUUUGUUCUUCGUUUCCUGCUUUGGGUUGUUCGCUUUGAUUGCCAUAACGUACGCGUGGCUCGCGUUUCCGCCGCAUAUCGGACGCACGGAUCAUGUGUCCUCUUCUUCCCUAGGUUGCAGAGAGGAUAACGAGGGUUCCUGGUCCAUUGGCGUUUUCUAUGGCGAUUCUCCCUUCACUCUCAAACCCAUCGAAACCAUUAAUGUAUGGAGGAACGAGAGUGCAGCAUGGCCUGUAGCUAAUCCAGUUUUAACAUGUGUCUCCUUGACCAAUUAUGGCUUUCCAAGCAACUUUGUAGCUGGUCCAUUUCUCUAUGUACAGGGUGAUACUCUUUACAUGUUCUUUGAAAAUAAAAACCCCAUUACAAUGCAAGGGGACAUAGGAGUUGCACAAAGUACCGACAAAGGAGCAACUUGGAAACCUCUCGGUAUAGCUCUGGAUGAGCCUUGGCACUUAUCUUUUCCUUUCGUCUUCAAUUACAACGAACAAAUAUACAUGAUGCCGGAGAGCAACCAGAUAGGAGAGCUUCGUCUCUACCGUGCUGUUAACUUCCCUUUAACUUGGAAGCUAGAGAAAGUCAUCUUACAAAAGCCGCUUGUUGAUUCCACCAUACUCCACCACCAAGGAAACUAUUGGCUAUUUGGAUCAGAUCAUAGUAGUUUCGGACAUCUAGAAAUUUGGUACAGCGCCACUCCUCUUGGCCCAUGGAAGCCACACAAGAAGAAUCCUAUCCACAACGGGGCACGAAACGGAGGGAGAGCGUUUUUACAUAAAGGUAAUCUCUACCGUGUUGGUCAAGCUUCCAGUGAGAGUUAUGAGAAAAAAAUACGCAUUUAUAAAAUAGAGGUUCUUUCUAAGGAAGAGUAUAGAGAAGUCCAAGUCCCCUUUGAUUUAGAAACGUCACAUAAAGGUCAAAACUCUUGGAACGGAGUUAGGCAGCAUCGCUUCGAUGUGUUACAGCUAAGCUCUGGCGAAUACAUUGGUCUUGUUGAUGGUGACCGUGUAACAUCAGGUGAUCUGGUUUUUAGGGUUUUUCUAGGGUCUGCUUCUCUCGCAGGUGCUAUUACACUUGUUGUGUUGCUAGGGUUUUUUCUUGGGAUCUUGAACUGCAUUGUUCCAUCAACCUGGUGUGUGAAAUACUACAAAGGAAAAAGAACCGAUGCGGUCUUGAACUUGGAGACAACAAGUUUUGUGUCUGAACAGUUAAGAAGGAUGUGUUCUAGGUUAAACCGAGUACCGCCUUUUCUCAGAGGACUUGUGAAACCUAACUCCACGUUUGGAAGAUUGACACUAGGUUUGUUAUUAGUUCUAGGAGCUUUGCUCACAUGUGUAGGGAUUAGUUAUAUAAACGGUGGAAGCGGAGCGGUGUUGCCUUACACAUUAAAAGGUCAUGUAUCUCAGUUCACGUUAGCAACUAUGACGUACGACGCACGUCUCUGGAACCUAAAAAUGUACCUGAAGCAUUACUCUCGAUGUCCAUCAGUAAAAGAGAUCCUCGUCAUAUGGAACAAAGGACCACCUCCUGAACUCACCGAGCUAGACUCGGCCGUGCCAGUUAGAAUCCGAGUCGAGAAGCUGAACUCUCUAAACAACAGGUUCAAUAUCGACCCGUUGAUUAAAACAAGAGCUGUUCUUGAGCUUGACGAUGAUAUAAUGAUGCCUUGUGAUACCAUCGAGAAAGGGUUUAGAGUGUGGAGAGAGUAUCCGGAGAGACUUGUUGGAUACUACCCGCGUUUUGUUGAUGAGACAAUGAGUUAUAGUGCUGAGAAGUUUGCGAGAAGUCAUAAUGGAUACAAUAUGAUUCUCACUGGAGCAGCGUUUAUGGACGUUGGUUUCGCGUUUGGUUUGUAUCAGUCGGAGAAGGCGAGGCUUGGUCGAGAGUUUGUGGACGAGCAGUUUAAUUGUGAAGACGUUUUGUUGAAUUUUUUGUAUGCUAAUGUGAGUGGUUUGGUUAAGGCUGUGGAGUAUGUGAGACCGUCUUUGGCUAUUGACACUUCGAAAUUUUCUGGUGUAGCGAUCAGUGGAAACACGAAUGACCAUUACAGGAAGAGAAGCAAGUGUCUUAGGAGAUUCUCUGAUUUGUAUGGGAGUUUGUCUGAUAGGAGAUGGGAGUUUGGUGGGAGAAAAGAUGGGUGGGAUUUGUAGAAAAAUGAGUUGUUACUUGUAUGGCAAGUAAAUCCUUACCUCAACUAGAACACGAAGCAGUCUUCUUACAAGAAUGAAGUUAACUUCGCCGUUGCUAGAAGCAUCGGCUUUAACGUCUCCUUUUGCAGCACUAAACGUCCAUGUUUUGGCAAAAAACACUACCUUUUCAACUUAGCUCUCUUGGUUCAAGUCUUGUCUACUUUUUUUUUCGGUUUUUCUAAAAACAAAAUGUAAAUAUAUUCUUAUGAAUGUGUUUUGUUUUAUAUUUUUAAAAUAUUCAUUUUGCAUUUAUUAAAUUUAGAUUUAAACAAAAUGCAAAUAUAUUCUUAGGAGAUUUAACGAUUGAAUUAUUAACGUAUCUUUUGCAAAUUCCUCUAAAUUUUUGAUUAAAUUUAAGUUACAUAUAUCUACAUGAAUAAAAAAAAAUAUUAGAUUUGAUUUGGGUCAAAUAAAAAUUUAAUUGAAAUGGAAAGAGAAUAGAGAUUGCGUUCCUCAGUUCGGAUCGACACGAAUAUUUGCAAUUUACUCAUCUCCUAGCCUGUAUUUUGUGUACUUUUUGCCAUUAAAAGCCUAGUUUUUUCAUCUAUUCGUGACAAAAUUUGCUUAUCAAAUACUAAGUAAAUAAGAAAUUGUGGUACAUACCAAGCAAUUUAUAUCGUUGCUCAAAGAGGGAGGGACUGAAUCGAGAAUGGCACUAAAAGAUGUACCCGUAACUUCACAGCUACAUAAGCUGCAACGUUAACUGGGUCUUUCUUCUAAAUGAUACUUCAAAACUAUUAAACUAGUAAUUAGAGAACAUUUCAUACCAAAGUCGUGAUUUAACCAAAAUUUUAAGCUACUAUAGUAACAUUUUACAAAUGGACCCAUAACCUUACAGCUCUCUAUGAUCAAAAUUUUAAUCAACUUAUAUUCAACAUAGAUGAUAAACAGAAUCGUGUGGGAGUUUUAGUAAAACAUUUUAAGAAACCACGAAUCUAUUGUUUGUAAAGCGAUUUAUAAAUAGCAGGAGCUAUUAUAUUUGUUAAAAUACUGUAACAUUCUCUUCUAAAAUUCUUUUUUAGUAUAAGAGCAACCAUACUAUUGUCUCCCAUGUUUCCACUAAUAUUGUAGACUCAUUGGACCACAAUUUUCUAUUUUCAUGUAAGGCUCCAGUCUUUGAAGUUUGAACAACAACAAAAAUGUAAAUAAGACUCCCCUAUCUAAAACAAUGAUACUGUAUAUGCAUUCAAAGGUAAUGUCAGAGAGUUUGACAUUUCACCCAUCUAUAUACAAGACAUGCCUAUAAACUGAACACAUGAAAUUUAUUGCUCGCUCUUACUCAUAAAUGGGUAAACCACACCAAUGCAAAUCUGUCAAAAAGUAAAUGCAAACAACUAUAAAUAUACAAAUCUGUUCGACACUGUUCAAAAAAUCUACCUAUACACCAAUUAUUGGUCA
This is a messenger RNA of Brassica napus (rape), 4060 nucleotides long. RefSeq names its product glucosamine inositolphosphorylceramide transferase 1-like. Gene Ontology annotation, cellular component: membrane. NCBI's taxonomy places the organism in Eukaryota, Viridiplantae, Streptophyta, Magnoliopsida, Brassicales, Brassicaceae. The transcript has 4 exons. The record is from RefSeq and is a predicted model, not a curated record. Gene Ontology annotation, molecular function: glycosyltransferase activity. The coding region runs from base 470 to 2623 and encodes 717 amino acids.